This is a messenger RNA of Wallemia ichthyophaga EXF-994, 1278 nucleotides long. RefSeq names its product Protein bir1. Bases 1 to 1278 code for a protein of 425 amino acids. The transcript is spliced from 2 exons. Lineage: Eukaryota; Fungi; Basidiomycota; Wallemiomycetes; Wallemiales; Wallemiaceae. The record is from RefSeq and is a predicted model, not a curated record.
AUGGAAAUCCAGACGAAUCGCUUAAAGAGCUAUAAUAGAGCGUAUCAUAGAAAUACACUGCAUCUCGAUAUCGAAGAAUUAUCGAAAGCGGGUUUCUACGCAAUGGAUUCAAAGUCUGAUAAUGUUCAUUGCGCGUACUGCGAGCUUCAACUACGUGAUUGGAAACCUGAUGAUAAUCCACACAGGUUGCAUAUUGAUUUCGCUCCUCAAUGUCCGUACGCUAAAGUGGUUUGUGGUGUGCAUGUUGAUGCACUCAUAUGGGGCGAUAUAGACGCUGGACGGGAUAGACGCAACUACUACGAAGACGAACCUCUUCAGAAUGGUCGUGUUCCACGUAGUAGACCGAUGAUCGACGCCCGUAAACAGACAUUUGUGAAAUGUGUACGACCACUCGUUGUAUCUGUACAUAAGCUCUCACUUGCCGGAUUCUCUUAUGCACCUACUACCGAAGCGUUUGAUUGCUGCCAGUGCGUACUCUGCGAUCUAAGUCUUUCAGACUGGCAGAAAGGCGAUGAUCCAAAUGAAGAACACAAGAACAGAUCGCCACAAUGCUCAUUUUUCGACGCGAAAUCAGUCAAAGGGACUUGCCCUCAACCUAAAAUCACAGAUACCAAGAUAGAUACCACGGGGGUAGAGCCGGAGCCAGCAGCGAAAGGAGGGAGGAAGACAAAGGGCAAAUCUACAUCGAGAAGCGCUUCAUUAGCUACCGACAAUGAUGAAAGCGAGAUGAAAUUGCCCAAGAGAGGUACGCGCACACGCUCACAGUCGAGACAACCCGAGGAGUUCCAACAGCUCGCACAGCCGAGACAGCCGCCAUCGCGGAGGACAACAUCAAGGACAGUGUCACAGCAGAAGAAAUUGUCAACGAAACCGACACAGCUGGAAGAUGUUGUAGAGAGUCCAAAGAAACCACUACCGCCAACACCAAAAGAAGACAAGAAAACUGAUCCCACGACAAAAUUAUCACCAUUCCCUGAACUGAGCAAUAGUAAUGGAGUUAGGUCAUCGCGAAACGCGCUUAACCAGAUGAACAAAUCACCAAGUCGAUUGAAGGAGGUUGUCAAUAAAGAAACUGAGGAAACGGAUGAAAUCAGCGCAGAUAACAGCGGACAGAACAACGACAGGACUCUUACUUUAGCGGAGUAUAUACGGAAGUGUGUCACAGACGAGGCUAACAAAAUGCGUCAAACGGGUGAAACGCAGAUUAACAAGUUUGAAAGUAACGCUAAGCGCGGUGAGGAUGAAUUGCGAGCAAAGUUAUCGCAAGCUAGACUUUAG